AUGACUAGUUCGCGCCACCGGUCAUCUACUAUACAACCCAACGGCUACGCUUCCCGCUUUGCUGAAUUGAUGUCUCCACAGCAAGAGCAAAAUCCGCAAGAAGCGGCUUCGUCCCGCCACAAGCCCCAGCCUCCGCUGCAAGAAAUGCCCAGCUACUCAUCGCAACUAAAGUCUGCUCUAGCACAAAAGGCAUCCCUCCAGGACUCGGAUAUGACCACACGCGUCAGGAAGAUCGAGAAUUCCAUCAGCGAUAUCCAGCAGAAUGGCUUUGCCGACAUGCUGGCCGAGAAUGCGACAUUAUUGAGCGAAACCACGGUACUGAAAGACAGGAUACAGGAGUUAGAGGAGUCACAGGAAACUAUGAGAGCCCGUCUCAAUGAGCUGUGUAAGGUCAAUGGGGUUUCCACCGUUCAGAGUGAUCCAAAGCGUAGGAAGCGAGCACGCCCCCUGUGA
Penicillium olsonii is the source of this 453-nucleotide messenger RNA. NCBI's taxonomy places the organism in Eukaryota, Fungi, Ascomycota, Eurotiomycetes, Eurotiales, Aspergillaceae. The record is from the annotation of a GenBank genome assembly.